Molecule: messenger RNA, 672 nt
Organism: Fibroporia radiculosa
Lineage: Eukaryota; Fungi; Basidiomycota; Agaricomycetes; Polyporales; Fibroporiaceae
Exons: 2
Coding region: 1-672 (223 amino acids)
Biological process (GO): translation
Cellular component (GO): mitochondrion; small ribosomal subunit; ribosome
Molecular function (GO): structural constituent of ribosome
Source: RefSeq, a predicted model, not a curated record
AUGCUGGUAGCACAUUAUGGCAAGAAUGCGCUAGCUUCAGCGCAGAGGUGGGCUCGGUUAAGCAGCACAAUCGCGUCUGGUUCACUGUCGAAGCCAACUGCUCCGGAGACCGCAGAAAAGCGGUGGGCUGCUACUGUCAUACACGGCCGUGGUGUAUCAGAUCCAUACUAUCACCCUAAGACGCAUGGCAUUCCAGUUGCUCUCAUCCAUUUUCGCUCAUAUUUUCCGAGUCUCUUGGACCAGUUCGUUCACUUCACUUCGCAUGCCGCGUCAUCGUUGGCAAUCCCCAUCUCGCGGUCUGUGCACCUUCCCACACAGCGGUCACUUUGGACCGUGCCACGCGGACCUUUCGCACAUAAGAAGUCUCAAGAAAAUUUCGAGCGCAAAGUGCACAAGCGUGCCAUCAAGGCUUGGGAUGCAGAUCAAGAGGUAGUAGAUCGGUGGAUCAAGUAUCUGGAGGAGCAUGCCAUGGCUGGGGUUGGCAUUCGGGUUGUGCGAUGGCAUCGGGCACCGGUUGGCGUUGGCCAGAAGACACUUGAGAGUGUGAUGAACCAGAUGCGUCUAGGUGCAGCUACUAGGUCCGCUCAGGUGAAAGCCUUGGGAGAGCAGAUUGUUCAGCAGGAGCUGGCUGUUGCUUCCAAAGUUCCUACACCAAAUGUAGGGUCGGCGUAG